AUGAGCCUCACUCGCCAGUCAAUUGGCCUUUACCGUCGGCUCCUACGCACCGCGAGGAGCUGGCACGGCUCUGCAGAAGAGCGGACGUAUAUCAAGGAGGAGAGUCGGCGAGCGUUUGAGAGCAACAGACACAUCGAGGAUAAGGAGCGCAUCCGGGAACUGUUGGAGGAGGGCGAGGCACGUCGGCAGAUGGCGGUGCAUUAUGGCAUCCCGUAUCCACGCUUGCACAACAUGCCAACUGGCGCUGUCAGCUCCAACAAGGCGCAGUUUGUGGUCCCCACAUCCAUGUCAGCAGUGUACCAGGGUGAGAAGGACACAGACUACACCCCGCAAGCCUCUGCGUCUCGCUGA
Molecule: messenger RNA, 351 nt
Organism: Closterium sp. Naga37s-1
Lineage: Eukaryota; Viridiplantae; Streptophyta; Zygnematophyceae; Desmidiales; Closteriaceae
Source: the annotation of a GenBank genome assembly